Molecule: messenger RNA, 2107 nt
Organism: Sipha flava (yellow sugarcane aphid)
Lineage: Eukaryota; Metazoa; Arthropoda; Insecta; Hemiptera; Aphididae
Product: WD repeat-containing protein 26
Exons: 12
Coding region: 286-2037 (583 amino acids)
Biological process (GO): proteasome-mediated ubiquitin-dependent protein catabolic process
Cellular component (GO): GID complex
Molecular function (GO): protein binding
Source: RefSeq, a predicted model, not a curated record
GUGUGUACGUACAUAAGUAUGUUUAUCUCGCACAGCUGUUGAGGGGAAAAAUUAAAUAAAUAAAAAUAAAAUAAAAAAAGAAACUAGUACUUACUAAAUUUAAUAUUAAUAUGUCUAUCGAUGCAUUCGUUCUUUUAGAUUUAAUGUGUCGUAGUCCAAUAAUAGAUUUUCGUAGAGGUGGGAAAAGCGUUUAAAUCCAGCCGUCGCGUAGCAAGACUGGCCUCGAGUGGCGAUUCUGAUGACGGUGGGCUUGUUCCACCACCGCGUAAGAAAAGGCACUUGGAUAUGGAAGAGACCAUGUUGCAGUCAACUAAUGGCUGUUUGCAACACAAUGGAUCGGUGGAUCAACCAUCAUCUAGUUCAACUGUUAACGGUUCAGCUAUUGGCAAUGAUGAAGACCAGGAACAAAGCAAUGGAUGUAAUAUUAAAGGCAGGUCAAGUCAAGAGAUUGUUCGGCUCAUAGGUCAACAUUUAAAACUUAUUGGGCUCAAUCAAACAGCAGAAGUAUUGAUGCAAGAAUCAGGAUGUCGUUUAGAACAUCCUGCUGCUACACAAUUUCGCCAUCAUGUAAUGGAUGGUGAAUGGCAUAAAGUUAGUGCAGAUUUAAAUGAACUUCAAACUUUAGUAGGAAAUUCAUGCCAGUACUUUUUGGAUAUGAAAUUUUUGAUAUUUGAACAAAAGUACUUGGAAUAUUUAGAAGAUGGCAAAGUUUUGGAUGCUUUACAUGUAUUGCGAAAUGAGUUAACACCUUUGCAACAUAAUAUUGAUAAAGUUCAUAUGCUCAGCAGUUACAUGAUGUGUAGUGGACGAGAUGAAUUAAUGAAACGAGCAAAUUGGGAAGGUAAAGGAAUUAAGUCUAGAACAUUGCUUAUGGAUAUGAUACAACAGUUCUUGCCUCCACAUAUUAUGCUACCACCUAAAAGGUUGCAUAUGUUAUUAACUCAGGCAGUAGAAUUGCAGAGAAAUCAAUGUUUAUUCCACAAUACAAUGUUUGAUGAUUCCAUUGAAAAUGUUUCCUUACUAACUGACCAUAAGUGUUCAUUAGAACAAAUUCCUUGUGAAACCGUCCAAAUACUGACUGAACAUUGUGAUGAAGUAUGGUUCUGUCGGUUUUCACCUGAUGGAAAAAAAUUAGCUACAGGUUCAAGAGAUGCAACCAUUAUAAUUUAUGAUGUUGAUCCAGAGACAUUAACUGUUGAGCAAUCAAUCACUUUAGAUGGCCAUUCAUACGGAGUUAGUUACCUUUCGUGGUCUCCAGAUGGUGAACUCCUCAUGGCUUGUGGUCCACAAGACUGUCCUGACUUAUGGGUGUGGAAUGUUAACACUGGUGUCUUAAGGUUAAAACUGUCACAUUCAUCGGAUGAUUCAUUAACUGCCUGUUCUUGGCAUAAAGAUGGCCAAAAAUUUGUUUGCGGAGGAAUUCGAGGACAAUUUUAUCAAUGUGAUUUAGAAGGGUCUGUGUUAGAUUCAUGGGAAGGUGUUAGAGUGAAUGGUCUUUGGUGUCGAUCUGAUGGGAAAACUGUGUUAGCAGCAGAUACACGUCAACGAAUUCGUUCAUACAAUUUUGAUGAGCUAAGUGAUCAAAAUUUAAUACAAGAAGAUCGAGACCAUCCUAUAAUGUCAUUUACAGUUAAUAAGACUGAUCGUCUUGCACUUUUAAAUGUUGUAUCGCAAGGUGUUCAUUUAUGGGAUCUCCAAGAUAAGUGUUUAGUAAGAAAAUUUCAAGGAGUUACACAAGACCAUUUUACUGUACACAGUUGUUUUGGUGGCGUUAAUCAGGAUUUUAUUGCUAGUGGAAGUGAAGAUAAUAAAGUAUAUUUAUGGCAUAUUAAACAUGAACUACCAAUAACAACAUUGACUGGUCAUACAAGAGCAGUUACAUGUGUUAGUUGGAACCCAGUCUACCAUCAAAUGCUUGCUUCUGUUUCUGAUGAUUGCACAGUUCGUAUUUGGGGUCCAGCUGCUAAAUAUCGUAAACAGAAAGUUAAUAAAAGUGAUAUAAACAACGAUUCUGGGUCACCUUCCAAACAUUUGUAAAAAAAAUUAUUGAGACUAUUUAAAUUACAAACAUUGUAUAUUUUGUUUUUUGCCAUUUAUGAACUUUAUA